Molecule: messenger RNA, 4675 nt
Organism: Cuscuta campestris
Lineage: Eukaryota; Viridiplantae; Streptophyta; Magnoliopsida; Solanales; Convolvulaceae
Source: the annotation of a GenBank genome assembly
CUUUAUUUUAAUUUAUAAAACCCUUUCCGGUGGAAGUAUGUAGAGAAUUAUAGGGAUAUACUCAUCACUCUAUUAUCAUCUUUCUUUCAAAGUGAUUUAUGCCUGCUGCUGCAGCAGCACUGAAGCUUUCACCGGUUUCAUCCACAAUAAACGGCGCUUCAUUGUUGGUGCAAGAACUGAAGAUAUCUUCUUUAUGAUGUCUAUGGUUUCUCAAUCAACAGUUGUACUCCCUACGUCCCACAAAAAGCUUCACCCUUCCCACCUCCCAAAGAAAAAUUCACACUAUUUCUAUUUUCUUUUAAAGACAGAAAUGGGUGGCUCACAAUCAGCCUCUCUCUAAAUAAAUUGUAACCAUAAAAUUUUUACUUUACAACACUUUUCUUAAACUACGUGAAAGUCAAACAAAGGACGGGGAGAGUAUUAACCAAGAGUUACCAGCAAGGCUAGAGACUAUUUUUUUUCCAGAACAAAAGCCUGUGAGCUUUGAUGGAGCAUGAUCUACAUAUUGAGUACCCAGUUUCGUCAGGUGUCUUGAGGGGAAUUAAUUUUAAUAUCCUCUCCGGAUCAGAUGCUGCCAAAAUUUCAGCCAAGGUAAUAGAACUAGUGCAGGAAGUGACAGAUCCUGCAUUAGGACUGCCAAAUCCAGUUUCUGAGUGCCAUACAUGUGGGGCAAAACACGUGAAAGCAUGUGAAGGCCAUUUUGGUUUGAUAAACUUCCCUUACACAAUUAUUAAUCCAUACUUCAUAUCAGAAGCUGCACGAGUUCUCAAUAAAAUUUGCCCAGGGUGUAAAUCAGCUCGGUCUGAUAAGGUCAAGAUUGUUGGUUCCAUAUCAAUGCAUAGGCAGCAUGCAAAGUGCAAGUAUUGUGAUGGAACUUCAAAAGAUUAUCCGCCAAUGAGAUUUAUAUUAUGUUCCAACAACAAGUUCGUGAAACCCGCAAUUAUAGCCGAAGUGAAUGAAAAGUUAUGGAGGAAGUUUCCAAAUAUAAACUCAGGGGGAAGUUUGGCUUCUGAUUAUUGGGAUGUAAUUCCAAAUGAUGCAGGUCAGGAUGAAAGUUCCCAUCAAUCGAAAAAAAAAGUUCUAUCACAUGGACAGGUUUAUAGUCUCCUGAAAGAUGUUGAUUCGCGACUUAUUGAGGCAUUUCUCAAAAGGAAGAAUUCGAUCUUCCUGAAUUGUUUCCUUUUGACCCCUAAUUGUCAUCGUGUCACAGAAUUGGGGCACCAUAUGCUAUUCGACGAAAGUAAUCGGCUUUACAGAAAGCUGAUUGACUUUAGAGGGACUCCCAGUGACUUAAGCAUGCACCUUAUUGAACGCAUCAAGCUUUCAAAGCUGCGUGCUGAAAGGCAAGCAUUUAUAGACCCUGAAUUCAGUGCAUCUGGCUUAAAGUUUUUGAAAGAACUUAUCAUUGCCAAGAGAAGUAAUCACGCCUUCCGCUUGGUGGUGGUCGGCGAUCCCCAGUUAAAGCUAUUUGAAGUUGGCAUUCCAAGUCAUGUUGCAGAUAGCCUACGGAUAGCUGAACAUCUGAAUUCAUGGAAUUCUAAAAAGUUAACUGAGCACUGUGAUCUGAUGAUUCUUCAGAAGGGAUGGGUUCUUGUUCGCAGAAAUGAUGACUUAGUUCGUAUUAGCAUGUGUGACAAAUUGCAGAAAGGAGAUGUCAUAUAUAGACCUCUUGCUGAUGGAGAUGUUGUGUUAAUAAACCGACCUCCUUCCAUUCAUCACCACUCUCUUAUUGCCCUUUCUGUCAGAAUUCUUCCUACAACUUCAGCUCUUUCUAUAAACCCUCUUAUAUGUUCUCCUUUUCGCGGGGAUUUCGAUGGUGAUUGCCUUCAUGGUUAUGUCCCCCAAUCAAUGGACUCGAGAGUGGAGCUCAGGGAGCUUGUUGGUCUAGACCAACAACUGAUUGAUGGACAGAGUGGGAAAAACCUGUUGGCACUAAGCCAUGACAGCUUGACUGCAGCUCAUUUGGUUCUGGAAGAUGGGGUCAUAUUGAACAGGUUCCAGAUUCAACAGCUUCAGAUGUCUUGCCCUGGGCAGUUGCCAACACCAGCUAUCUUUAAAGUGUUAUCAAAUGGGUCUUGUUAUUGGACUGGAAAACAGUUACUCAGUCUGCUCUUGCCAUCAGAUUUUGAUUACGUUUUCCCAUCCAAUAAUAAUGGUGCAUGUAUCAGGAAAGGAGAAAUUCUAUCUUGUAAUGGAUCUUCUUGGCUACGUGAUACAGAUGGAAAUCUUAUCCGUAGUUUUAUCAAGCAUUAUGGAGAUCAGGUUCUUCAUUUCCUGUUUUCUGCGCAGGAAGUUUUAAGCGAGUGGUUGUCAAUGAAGGGAUUAAGUGUUUCUUUAUAUGAUCUUUGUCUCUGCUCCGAUCAAUCCUCCCGAAAGAAUAUGGUCACCGAAAUCUCAUGUGGGUUGAAAGAGGCUGAAAGACUUUCACUUAUAACAACACUCAUGGUGGAUAAAAAUCAAGAUUUCCUUGUCGGGAUAUCUGAAGAAAAUAAACCUUCAAUAGGUUUUAGCUUUGAGCGAUUGUCUUUUGAAAAACAAAAGUCAGCAAUGCUUAGUCAGUCUUAUGUUUGUUCUUUUAAAAAGGUGUUUAGGGAUAUCCAAAGUUUACUUUAUCAGUAUGCUAACAACGACAACUCGUUUCUGGCUAUGCUAAAGGCUGGGAGUAAGGGUAACGUUUUAAAAUUGGUACAGCAGAGCAUGUGUCUUGGUUUACAGCAUUCUCUGGUUCCAUUGUCCUUUAAAAUACCCCAUCAGCUUUCUUGUGCUGCAUGGAAUGAUGAAAAGAACCAUCCUCAUUAUCUUCCAGAAUACCCUGGUACUUACAUCCCUUCUGCUGUGGUGGAAAACUCUUUCGUCACAGGUUUAAACCCUCUGGAGUGCUAUGUGCACUCGCUAACAACUAGGGAGACUUCGUUUAGUGGGCAUGCAGAUGUUUCUGGUACUCUUACUCGCAAACUCAUGUUUUUCAUGCGUGAUCUUUGCAUUGGAUAUGAUGGAACUGUGAGAAAUGUUUAUGGAAACCAAGUUGUGCAGUUCUCUUACUACAGUAAGCAAAAAUCAAAUGCAUUGGGCGGCCACCCUGUUGGUUCAUUGGCUGCUAGUGCUAUUUCUGAGGCUGCAUACAGUGCUUUGGAUCAACCCAUCAGUGCACUCGAGUCAUCACCACUGCUGAACCUUAAGGAAGUGCUGGAGUCAGGGGCAAGAAAAAGUAGUUGUGAAAAAACAGCAUCAAUGUACUUGUCAAAGAUGCUUGGAAGGUGGGUUUAUGGAUUUGAAUAUGGAGCUCUAGAAGUGAAAAAUCAUUUGGAAAGACUUCUGUUUUCUGACCUUGUUUCUGAAGUAAUGAUAUGCUUCUCCCGGGAGACAUGCAGAGGUAGCCGCAGUAGUCCUUGGGUUUGCCAUUUUCACAUAAUUAAGGAAAUUGCAAAGAGGAGAAGACUGCACUUACAAUCCAUUUGUGAUGCUCUGAACAUGAGUUACACAGCCAUCAAAGUAAAAGCAAAAUCUGACCUUCCAAAUCUGCAGAUAACAUGCAUGGAUUGUUUUGAUGCUGACACGUCCAAGGAAAACUCAAACUUAUGCAUUACAGCUGCGGUUGUUGGGAUUUCUAAAGAUCCAUAUCUGGGGCUGGACAUCCUUCGUGAUUUUGUGAUACCAUUCCUCCUCAGAACAGUAGUUAAAGGAUUCUCUGCGUUCAAAAGGGUGGAUAUCUUAUGGCGGGAGGAAGCACCAAUUUUAUUGAAGUCGUCAAACAAUAGAAGCCCCCCCGGAGAGCUUUAUUUGAAGGUUUUCAUGUCAGAGAACUGUGACAGGACUCAAUUUUGGAGCAUUCUUGUGGACAGCUGCCUUCAAAUAAUGAAAAUGAUUGACUGGGAACGUAGUCGUCCAGAUGAUAUAGAUGACAUCUCUGUAGCCUAUGGGAUAGACGUUGCUUGGAAGUCCUUUUUAAGUGGUCUAAGUUCUGCAAUAUCAGAUACUGGCAAGAUCAUCCUACCGGAACACUUGGUUCUUACUACUGACUGUCUGUCAUCCUCUGGACAAUUUCUUGCUUUGAGUUCAAAUGGCCUGUCACGUCAAAGAAAAGAAAAUGGUUUCUCUACACCAUUCACUCAAGCAAUCUUUUCAAACCCCGGAGAAAGUUUUCUUAAAGCAGCAAAGUUGGGAUUGUCAGACGAUCUUCGAGGGAUUGCUGAAGCUUUGUGUUGGGGAAAAGUUCCCUUGGUUGGUACUGGUUUCCAGUUCGACGUUUUAUAUUCUGGGAAGCCAACCACUGUAAACCAAGGAUCACAUCCCCACCCCAGUGAAAAGGAUAGAAAUCUUGAGUCAUGUGGAGAUAGAUAUGUGCAGCAAAACAUUCUUACAGAUUCGGUUGCAAUGGAUGAUGUCUCCAUUGCAAAUUCUGACCCCAAACUCUCAAAGGGAGCAAUUUCGUGGGUUAAUAAGCUGACCUUAGGAACCAAGGAAUCAAAAAUAAAUUUAUGGGUUGAGCCACAGUCGAUUAGAAGUUUAGAACUGACACUUGCGACGAAUUGAUGUAUCCAUGGACAACCAAAGCUGAGUCAUGCGGCAUACCCGUGAUGGCGUGCAUGCUAAUUUCAGCUAUCUCUUCAGCUUCUUCUUCACUUGUCCUUGAAUCUUUAGUAUUCUGAUCACCAGCCUCCAGCAAUUGUAACGA